AACAAAACCUUUUUCUGGCUUUGCGAUUGUUGAACGGUUGUUGGAAUUGUACCUAUUUUACUGUGAUAAUUAUCUUGAAUUUAUCAAGGUUUUGUAAGAACAGACUACAUAUAUUGCGAUUCUAUUUGAAUACCUCAAAAUGGGUGUCGUUAUGCAGAGAAGGCAGAACGACCCGACAUGCUGCUUAUUCCUCCAUGUUCGAACUGGGACGAUUUUUAUAGGAAUGUUCCAUUUGGUAAUGCAAAUGAUAGCCAUGGUAUUUAUCGGCUAUAUGAUUGUGUUUUUUGGUUCAUCAGAAGUUGAAGUUGACGUAGAGGUUGAUGUAUUCAAUGAUCUGGAGUAUAAGAAGACAACAUCUGACAUGUCUGUUGCUUUGGUCAUUACAUUCUGUAUGUUCAUAGUGACAUGUAUGAUGAUAUGUGGUGCUUUGAAGCACCGUGCUGGAUAUUUACUGCCAUUUUUCUGUCUACAACUGUUUGACUUUGUACUCUCAUGUCUCACUGCAAUUGGCUGGUUUACUUAUUACCCUGAAAAUGAUGAACAGAGCUUCCCAAACAAUAUUGACUGGUUCAAAUACAACAAUCAAAUGAAACUGGAGGAUUAUGGCAUUGAUGGUCAGUGGACUAUUCUUAUUUUCCUUAUCCUGUUCCUGGGAAUUAUGACAGUGAAGGCUUACUUCAUAUCCUGUGUAUGGGCCUGUUACAAGUAUAUUGUCUGCCGUGAUGCAGUCCAAAUGACUGGCACUUCUGAAGAUACUGAGGCUUUACUUGCACCUCCGGCCUAUGCCACUGUUGUUAAACUGCCCCCAGAUGUUCCAACACCCCCACCAUACCAACCAUAAGUGAUGUCGGAGAAAAAAAGCUGAAAAGCAGGCAUUGAACGCCUGAAUGAUAUUUACAAGAUUACUGGCUUAAGAUCUGGUGGCAUGGAUAGGAAAUGGGAUUCAAUAAAUAUAUUUUAACACAUUUAUGAAGUUUUUGGUAAAAGGUUGUUUCACUAUAAAACCAUACAGCGAUAUGUUACUGUGAUGGUUUAUUCUAAAAUUGUAUGAAGAAGACAGGGUUGAUGUUUUUGUGAUUAUCUAGCACUUACUGCCAUCACCAGAUGGCGCUAUUUUUACUUCUGGGAAUUGCUGUAAGGCAUGUGAUACUAUAAUCUCAUUAAUUAUUCACUAGAUUAUAUUUUUCGCUGCUAACUGAAAUCUGCUAUAAUAAUCCCGUGUAUCAGUGCACUGUUCUCUUGCUGUGAAUUAAACUAUGAAAAUUAAUGCUUUGACAGUAUUUGUUGAAAAGCAGGGAAAACAUUUAUUCCAUGCACUUAAAUAUGUAUAUGAUAAAUUGCACUUCUUCAUGACAAAAAUCUUUUUAUGUAAUCCAUUAUUGACACCAUAUUUGCUGUAUUAGUAACUUGUAUGCUCGCCAAUAGAUCAUUUUGUUGUGUAUAUGCAUAAUUGCCUCUCUAAUAGAACAAAUAUGGUAAUUGUUGUAAAAUCUACUCCUGCAAUUUUUACAAAAAAAAAUGCUUUAUAUGAAGCUUUCUGUUGGCUUGUAGUCAAAGAAAUAUGGUGUGGAUGCACUUAACGAAUUCUUGGCAUUUAUUGAAUAUGAAUUUGCAGUCUUAAGUACAAUAGUUUAAUAUUUUAUUGUCAGUAAACACCAGUCUGUGUAAUGUUUGUAUAAAGCAUUAAGAGCUCAGGUUAAUGAGCAUUGUGUAAUUGGUCAUGAUGAAAACUCAGUUGAA
Messenger RNA from Saccoglossus kowalevskii, 1740 nucleotides. Its product is annotated as lysosomal-associated transmembrane protein 4A-like. The record is from RefSeq and is a predicted model, not a curated record. Lineage: Eukaryota; Metazoa; Hemichordata; Enteropneusta; Harrimaniidae. Gene Ontology annotation, cellular component: lysosomal membrane.